AUGUUCUCUCAUCCCUCAACUCUCUCCUCUAUUUCUAAAGCCACGGAUAUGAUCAGAAUCUACGAAGAAGAACUCGAUGACGAAAUUGAUCUACUUGAGGAACAGCAGACUACAUCGAACGCUGACUGCAUGAAGCGGAUGGCGGCCUCACAGGCCGAGCUGUCAGAGCUCCUCAAGAAGAUCGAGGACGUUCGAGAGAGAGCCCUGCAGACGGAGAAGAAUAUCACAGACAUGACAGCAGAUAUCAAGCAGCUUGACAACACCAAGAAGAACUUGACCUUGUCCAUGACAGCUCUAAAAAGGCUGCAGAUGCUAACAACAGCCUACGAGCAAUUGGCUGUUCUGAGCAAGACAAGACAAUAUCGCGAGUGUGCGCAGCUUCUACAAGCAGUCAUCCAGCUCAUGGCUCAUUUUAAGUCAUAUCGUUCCGUUGAUCAGAUUGCUAGCCUUAGUCGUAACGUUGCUGAUCUCCAGAGAGAAUUACUGGAGCAGGUCUGUGAAGACUUCGAGCUAGCCUUUGCAAAGGGAGAGGUGGCCGAAAAGCGGAUUAUCUUAUCUGAAGGAUGUCUGGUAAUGGAUGCUCUAGGGGAGAAUGCAAAGUCACGUAUCAUCAUUUGGUACUGCAAUACGCAGCUAAGAGAAUACCGGUCAGUUUUUCGUGGCAGUGAGGAGGCAGGAUCUCUUGACAACAUUUCGAGGAGGUAUGCAUGGUUUCGCCGGAUGCUCAAGACUUAUGACGAUGAACAUGCUGCCAUAUUCCCUCCUCAGUGGAGAGUCAACGAGGUCAUCGCAAACGCGUAUUGUGAAGGUACAAGGGACGAUUAUAGGGGGAUUCUCUCGAGAACUACACGAAGUGGGCAGAGCUUGGAUGUCAAUCUACUCCUAUCUUGUCUUCAGGAGACCCUGGACUUCGAACACAGCUUAGAAAAGCGUUUCGCUAGUACUUCUCGAGCUUCAAUCGAUACAGUCACGUCAGCCAGUGAAUCUAUUGUUUUCAACCAGCCCAUAUCAAGCGCCUUCGAACCAUACCUUGGCGUCUGGGUUGAGUCCCAAAAUAAGCAGCUUCAGACAAUGAUUCAGAAGUACCGACAGCAGCCCUUGAGACAGCCAGAAGAAGAUUUCAGCUCUCAGCAAGUCAUCUCGUCGUCAACAGAGCUCUUCAAUUUCUACCGGCAUUCUCUUGCACAAUGUGCGAAGCUGUCUACUGGUCAACCGCUUCUAGAUCUAUCUAGAGUCUUUGCUAAGCAUCUCGAGCAAUAUUCCCAGCAAGUAUUACUAUACCACAUAUCGGAACGUCCUACUGGAGGAACACCUUCGCGCACACCCACAACGGAGGACCUGAUCCAUGUCCUCAACACAGCCGAUUACUGCUACAACACAUGCAGCGCUCUCGAAGAGAAGAUCAAAUCACGUAUUGGUGAACCGUUUCGAGCGACUGUUGAUCUGCAAAAUCAAGCCGAUGCUUUUAUGGGCAUCGCUAGCGCAUCGGUGCGUGGUCUUGUCCGUAGAGUCGAGGUGGAUUUGGAGCCAUCAUGGCGAGAGAUGAGAAAUAUCGCUUGGGGCAAGAUUGAGAGUGUAGAUGACCAAAGCUCGUACGUUGCAGGCUUGACAGGACGAAUCAAGGAUCGAUCUUCGGAAAUAGUAGGCAUGCUGCACAAGCCGCAAUAUGCAAGAGCAUUCGCAGACAAUCUCGUCGAGCUGCUUGCGAAUGCUUAUCUAGCAAACAUUGUGCAAUGCAAACCUAUAUCUGAAGGUGGAGCGGAGCAGAUGCUCCUCGACACGCAUGCAGUUCGCAGUACCUUGCUAGACAUUCUUCCUUCCCCGCCUGCCGCUUUCACCAAGCGUGUCCACACAUCCAUUUCGAAGGUCGAGCCGCUCUUGAAGACACUCCAAGUACAUCCGCUUCCGCCCGAAGCCUUAAUCCAAGCUUAUCUUGUCCACAUUGCUGAUCUUUCCGAUGCCAACUUCCGCAAAAUCCUUGACCUUAAAGGAAUAAAGAACAAGAACGAACAGAAUCAUCUCGUGGAGUUGUAUCAGAUGCAUAAGCUCAGCGAAAGAUACAAAGCAAGCGUUGUUGAGAAGUCUCCUCUGCUCACCCCAUUGACCAUUUCUGCUGCCGGUACAUCAGCUGGGCCCGGGGGAGCUGCUGCUGCUGUGCAGGGUCUUGGACAGCUCGGUGCAGGCGCAGCAGCCACUCUGAGUACAGCAAACUUGCCUGCCAACAUGAAGUUCGACCCCAGGGGCUUAGGUGAUGCCAUCAUGGAUCGCUUUGCUAGCCCUAGUCUUGGAGUUGGCACCCCUCGAGAUGGAGCACAGAGUCCGCCGAAUGCAGAUGGCCCGAUGAACAAUGCCACCGCCUCGUUGGCUGGCACUGGUGCUGAAGCAGGUGCUAAGCUCAACGAAAAUCUAAAGAACAUUGGCAAAUUCUUCAGGCGAGACCUUAGAGGGUUUGGUGGCAGAUUUGGUGGUAGCCGCAGUCCAGCACCCGAGGACCGCUCAUGA
Molecule: messenger RNA, 2502 nt
Organism: Endocarpon pusillum Z07020
Lineage: Eukaryota; Fungi; Ascomycota; Eurotiomycetes; Verrucariales; Verrucariaceae
Exons: 2
Coding region: 1-2502 (833 amino acids)
Biological process (GO): retrograde transport, endosome to Golgi
Cellular component (GO): GARP complex
Source: RefSeq, a predicted model, not a curated record